Messenger RNA from Betta splendens (Siamese fighting fish), 2382 nucleotides. RefSeq names its product casein kinase 1, alpha 1 (gene csnk1a1). Gene Ontology annotation, biological process: peptidyl-serine phosphorylation; signal transduction; negative regulation of canonical Wnt signaling pathway. Lineage: Eukaryota; Metazoa; Chordata; Actinopteri; Anabantiformes; Osphronemidae. The record is from RefSeq and is a predicted model, not a curated record. The coding region runs from base 579 to 1676 and encodes 365 amino acids. Gene Ontology annotation, cellular component: nucleus; cytoplasm. The transcript is spliced from 11 exons. Gene Ontology annotation, molecular function: ATP binding; protein serine/threonine kinase activity.
UCGUAUCCGAACGUCAAGCAGCUGAGAGAAAGGGUAGAGAAGACAAGAUGGCGGAGUGAGUCGGUUACGCUUUGUACAGAUGGUUGCGACCCUUUGACGUUGGCCGAAAACGGUGGUUCGAUUGAACAAACGCAGCGGUACCAUCGGAACUUUAAUUUAAACGGCAUCUUUUGACCCUCGUCGCGGAGGACAGAAGGCGUUUUCACGAAGGUCCCCACGACAGAGUUAGCUUGAUGCUAAUGAUACCCAGCGUUGGAUUUGACUAACUAGCGCAAGCUGCUACUCGGAGGUAGCUGGGUGGUUGGUGAAGGCCGUAGGCUUUUUGAAGUUUCCUUUUGCUGUAUAUACAUCGAUGUUCGCAGAUUUUAUUUUUCCAGAGACCCGCUGUAGCAUUUAGUCUAUGAGUAAAGCGAAUAACACCAGGAGUAACCUUUUUCUUAAAAAAUAUUUGGCGUAAGGGCUAGCAUUAGUCCAGUUUUACCAUCCGGACAGGACUCUAUAUGUUCUGCUAAGCAGUUUAUCUACCGCACGACAUUUCCUAAAGUGACUCAAGUGGAAAUUGUUAUUUGGUGGAUAUUAUGGCGAGUAGCAGUGGCUCCAAAGCUGAAUUUAUAGUCGGUGGAAAAUACAAGCUUGUCAGAAAAAUCGGAUCGGGAUCGUUCGGCGACAUAUAUCUGGCCAUCAACAUCACAAAUGGAGAGGAGGUAGCUGUAAAACUGGAGUCACAGAAAGCCCGACAUCCACAACUGUUAUACGAGAGCAAGCUGUACAAAAUUCUACAAGGUGGCGUCGGGAUCCCUCACAUCAGGUGGUAUGGCCAAGAAAAAGACUACAAUGUCCUAGUCAUGGACCUGCUUGGACCCAGUCUGGAGGACCUGUUCAACUUCUGCUCUCGCCGCUUCACAAUGAAGACUGUUCUUAUGUUGGCGGACCAGAUGAUCAGCAGAAUCGAAUAUGUACACACAAAGAACUUCAUCCACAGAGAUAUCAAGCCAGAUAACUUUCUCAUGGGCAUUGGUCGUCAUUGUAACAAGUGUUUAGACUCGUCAGUGGGGAAGAGGAAAAGAAGCUUGGCUGUUAGCUCUUCUCAGGACCCAUCUUUCUCAGGAUUAAACCAGCUGUUCCUUAUUGACUUUGGUUUGGCAAAGAAGUACAGAGACAACCGGACACGGCAGCACAUCCCCUAUAGAGAAGACAAGAACUUGACUGGCACCGCACGCUAUGCCUCCAUCAAUGCACACCUGGGCAUAGAACAGAGUCGUCGUGAUGAUAUGGAGUCACUAGGCUACGUGCUGAUGUACUUCAACAGAACCAGUUUGCCAUGGCAAGGAUUAAAGGCUGCCACCAAGAAGCAGAAGUAUGAGAAGAUUUCAGAGAAAAAGAUGUCCACCCCUGUGGAGGUCCUCUGCAAGGGUUUCCCAGCAGAGUUUGCCAUGUACCUGAACUACUGCCGUGGCUUGCGCUUUGAAGAGGCUCCAGACUACAUGUAUCUGCGCCAACUGUUCCGUAUUCUCUUCAGGACUCUGAACCAUCAGUAUGACUACACAUUUGACUGGACCAUGCUGAAACAGAAAGCAGCCCAACAAGGGGCCUCCUCCGGGGGCCAAGGCCAGCAGGCACAAACCCCCACAGGCAAGCAAACUGACAAACCCAAGCCUAACAUGAAAGGUUUCUGACUGCUCUCUGCCCAGAGCUGAGUUGCAGAAGCGUUGGUGCCCAGGACCAACAAGUCUUUCUUCCUGGACAAGCGACAAACAGAAAGUCUGUCUAUCCUUCCAUAAUAGCUAUCUAUGUGAUGGAGAUGUAUAGAUCUACACAGGCCUUUGUUAGCUGUGUUAUCUAUAUAUUUGUGUGUAUAUAUAAGUCUCCACUCUGAAAUAAUUUGUUUUUUAUGUGGAGGCUGUAGCCCCCUGCCCCACCCUAGACACACUUCCCUCCCCCAUGCGCCCGCCCCUUUGUUUGUCCUUCUUUUGUGUGUUGACUUUUUGUAAAGUUUCUUUGGAAACUCGAGAUGCGAUGUUAUUCGACCCUGUUUUUCUUUUCCAGAAACAUCUCAGCAUCUCCUCCCCCUUCAUUCCUUAAUUGACUCACUCCUUUUACCGAUAAGUUGUUAAAACAUGUAUACUGAGACCUGUUCUCUCAUUUUCUUUCUGAAAUAAUUGAAUGAUGCAACUCUGGAUGUUAUUUACUAAAUCAAAAUGCUUUUUUCCGUUUUCCUAUGGUGAUUAGGAGUUUGCCUGUUGACAAUAUAAGCAGCUGAUGGCAACAGUCAACGAUAGAAUACUACUCUGGCUCUUUCCCUGUCUCUAGAGCUCUGAAAUAUUAAAUCUGUUGUAAAACCUAUGGUCUUCUCCAGAAAUACAAAUAAAAACUUUAAAAUCA